Messenger RNA from Caenorhabditis elegans, 535 nucleotides. RefSeq lists its product as uncharacterized. Bases 46 to 456 code for a protein of 136 amino acids. The transcript is spliced from 3 exons. The record is from RefSeq and is marked reviewed. NCBI's taxonomy places the organism in Eukaryota, Metazoa, Nematoda, Chromadorea, Rhabditida, Rhabditidae.
UUAUCGUCACUCAAGCUGCUAGAACGUAUCCGAGUUCGUGUGAAAAUGUGGAAUCCAAAAGACAACAUUGAAAGUGGUGGUCCAGUUGAUGAAGAUGUAUUUUUUCCUCCAGAUUAUACACCAUUCUUCAGCUUACAAACGGUGAUCUCAGUCAUCAUACCUGUGUUUUGCUUUUUUUUAAUGUUUGGCAUUGUAAUCUUCAUGAUGUAUGUAUAUCGACGUUUGUGUACAAGAAGUCUCGUUUUUGAACAUAUUUUGUGCGAGGAAGAAGAAUUUCCGAUUCCACGACCUACAACACCGGGACCCGAGUCGUUUCGUCGCAACUCUGCCCAAGCUCAGUACCGUCUGCUUAUUAAAAGCAAAUUUGAACGAGAAUUUGGAAAAUCUCGCGCCGAAUGCGGACUCUUAAUGCCUGUUCGACUUAUCACGUCGGUCUCUGAGGAGGAUCAAAUUUAAUCAUUCUAAUUUUUCCCCCAUAAUUAUCAAGUUGUUGAUGCCAAAUACGUUGUAAUUUUAAAUAAAUCAAUGAAUUAUG